Vespa crabro (European hornet) is the source of this 2259-nucleotide messenger RNA. Its product is annotated as F-box/LRR-repeat protein 2-like. The transcript has 2 exons. NCBI's taxonomy places the organism in Eukaryota, Metazoa, Arthropoda, Insecta, Hymenoptera, Vespidae. Gene Ontology annotation, molecular function: protein binding. The coding region runs from base 881 to 1360 and encodes 159 amino acids. The record is from RefSeq and is a predicted model, not a curated record.
CACACAUCAUAUUACAAUAUGCAUAAUAGUUCGAAACAUUCCCUUCUGGCGCGUCGUUCGUUAUUUUGUUUUGUUUUGUUUCGCUUCGCUUUUUUUAUAUAUAUUUUUUAUUACUUUUUGUUUUCGUUCAUUUCGCUUUGUUUCGUAAUUUGGCAUUUUUUUUUUUUUUUCUUUUCUUUUUUUUUACCGACGACGACACCCGACGACGAUGGCGGCGAAGACGAAGCCGGCAAGAGACAAGAUUUUUUUCUCGUCACGCGCGUGAAGGGGUAGUAGCAGUAGUAGCGUGGUAGUCGUGCCUGGUAUACAUACGUCCCGUACCUGCAGAUGCUUUUUAUUUAUAUAUUCAUUUAUGUAUUUAGUUAUUUAUUUAUUGAGAGGACAUCGAUAGUCAGUCACUUUUACGCGUGUAUGUACACGUAUACAAAUUAUUUUUUUUAUUUUUACUUUUUUUUUUGUUUGGUUAUCCCGAUAUUCUACACAUCUCGAUUCCGAUCCUAUGCGAUUCGCUUUCUUUCCGUUUGACUUUAUAUAUAUAUAUAUAUAUAUAUAUAUAUAUAUAUAUAAUCCGAAAUCCUUCAAUGAUUUUGCUUGUAUAUUAUAUACAUAUAUAGGGAAUAGAUUGUGCUUAUUUAUUUAUCUUUUUUGUUUUUUCUAAUUUCGUCCGCUCACGCUCCGUGUUUCUAUGUACAUGCUAUACAUAUGCAUUUUUUGAUCUAUAUUUCUUUACUUUGUCAAGGGAUUCGUAAAAGGCUGCAAGAGGUUGCGACAUGUCGACCUUAGUAAUAGCUACUGGCUCGGAAGUUCUCAUCUCGUCGACCUUCUCGGUUCACAUCCCGGGCUCACGCAUUUGGACUUGACCGGUUGCAACGGGCCGCAAAUGCGGUGCGACUUUAUCGAGAUAACCAAAUGUCGUAAUCUCACGUCUGUAAGGCUAAGAGGCUGCGACUGGGUCACCACAGAUUUCCUAUUGUCGUUAGUUCGGUACAACCGUAACCUUCGACGACUUGUAUUAGCCGAUUGUUAUCAAAUAUCCGACGAGGCUGUGGAGUCCAUGUUCGAGUUUCUCACAACAUUGACCGAUCUCAGCUUGGAGAAGACCGCCAUCACGGAUAAAAGUCUUCUGGCAAUGGUCGAACACGGUGUCACGGCGAUAGAGUAUCUCGACUUGCGUUACUGCCACGGAAUCACCGAUUAUGGUCUGAUGUUACUGAGACCUUUACGAUCUAUGAAAAGACUUUGGAUCCUCGGUUGUCGUUCGAUUACCGAACGUGGUCUCGCGAGCUUUCGCGAGCGUAUGGAAAUCGAUCUUUCUCCGAGACCGAUCUGCGCGAUUCGACCUCCAUCCUUGCAAGUAUAACAUUUUUUCCGGCUCGUUUCUCUUCCUUCUCUUCUUUCGCGUGUAUUUUGGUCAUUAAGAUCCUCCUUUUUCCAAUGGGCGCUGUGUUGCAUUCUUUCGGCAUCGCGUAACACCGCGCCAACCGUAAAAUACAUAUAUAUAUAUAUAUAUAUAUAUAUAUAUAUAUAUUCAAAGUAAGAAGAUAUAAGUUAAACUGAGGAUGGAUACAUUUUUGCAACGAACAAUCACACGCAAAAUAGAAUAUUGAAUAGAAUAUUGAAAAUAGAAUAUUGAAUAGAAUAUUGAAAAUAGAAUAUUGUAAAAUGAUCAUACGAUAACUCGUCAAACUAAAUAAUCGACGUUGCAUCUUUGGAUGCAUCCAAAAUAUGGCGGACGACAUAUACAUUUAUCUUCAAUUUCAUAUCGAUCGAUUCACUUCGAUCGAAAUUUUCGUUCUAAUUAAGAAAUAGGAAAUAAUUAGACAUGUAGAAGAGAGAAAAAGCGAGGAUCGCCAAGUAGAAUUUCAUGAAGAAAUUGUAAAGACGAUGAUGAUGAUAAUGAUAAUAAUAAUAAUAAUAAUAAUAAUAAUAAUAAUAAUAAUAAUAAUAAUAAUAAUAAUAAUAAUAAUAAUAAUAAUAAAAUUAACAUUAAUAAUAAUAAUAAUAAUAAUAAUAAUAAUAAUAAUAAUAAUAAUAAAUACGUAAAAUGCUAAUCUUUCAUUACAUCCAACAUCUUUCUUCCUUGGUCUUUUCCAAUAUGAAACUAUUCUUUUAAUGAAUCUCCUCCUCGACGAAACCACUGAGAAUGUGGGGUGGUUCUGUGUUUUUCAUAUUUACAAUGCAAUCAUGAAGAAUUAUUUAUAAUAAUAAUAAUAGUAGUAAUAAUAAUAAUAAUAAAAGAAAAGAAAAAAAAAAGAAUAA